Protopolystoma xenopodis is the source of this 441-nucleotide messenger RNA. Lineage: Eukaryota; Metazoa; Platyhelminthes; Monogenea; Polystomatidea; Polystomatidae. The record is from the annotation of a GenBank genome assembly.
AUGGGUGAUCCAUCUGCGGGUCCCUUUGUGGCCUCCUUAUCUGGUGGUUCAAUCCCUUCUGCAGGGAUCUCUGCCACUCCCUCUGCCCUUAUCUCCACUAUUCGCCAGGCCACCAUUCCUUCCCUGUCUCCACCUGACAAUCUGAAUUCCUCAGUCGAGCCAAUAAGCUCUGUUCCUCCCAUUUCUGUCCCUCUGUCGUCCGAGUUGGCCUCGAGCUCACUCACAUCUUCUGCAGGCAGUUCUGCUUCUCGUCUUGUUGGUCAGACGGCUUGCGAGUGGAGUGGUCCUAUACGCCUGGACGGAGACGGUCAAAUGCGAGUGUUGCUCUUCUCUCUUAACAGGCGGGCCCUUGGACAAAUGGUCAAAGUAAGAGAUUCUUUGCGCCGGCUUUUUUUCUAUUUCCUUUCAUUUGGAUUUUAUUUUUUUCCUAUUUUGUAUUAG